Molecule: messenger RNA, 1857 nt
Organism: Chaetura pelagica (chimney swift)
Lineage: Eukaryota; Metazoa; Chordata; Aves; Apodiformes; Apodidae
Gene: TOMM70
Product: translocase of outer mitochondrial membrane 70 homolog A (S. cerevisiae)
Exons: 12
Coding region: 1-1566 (521 amino acids)
Molecular function (GO): protein binding
Source: RefSeq, a predicted model, not a curated record
AUGGAUGAAGAAAGCAACCCCCUCAUGAUCCCUCAAAUGUAUAUACAGUAUGAUGUGUAUGGGAGCCCGCUCGAUAGAGCCCAAGCAGCCAAGAACAAGGGAAACAAAUACUUUAAAGCAGGAAGAUAUGAGCAAGCUAUUCAGUGUUAUACUGAGGCUAUCAGCCUAUGCCCUCCUGAGAAAAACCUUGAUCUUUCUACCUUCUAUCAAAAUAGAGCUGCUGCCUAUGAACAACUGCAAAAAUGGACAGAAGUGGCACAAGACUGCACAAAAGCUGUUGAGCUUAAUCCUAAGUAUGUAAAAGCUCUCUUCAGACGUGCAAAGGCUCAUGAGAAAUUAGACAAUAAGAAAGAAUGUUUAGAAGAUGUCACUGCAGUCUGCAUUUUAGAAGCCUUCCAAAACCAGCAAAGUAUGUUAUUAGCUGAUAAAGUUCUUAAGCUCCUUGGAAAAGAAAAGGCCAAAGAGAAGUACAAGAAUCGAGAGCCUCUGAUGCCCUCACCACAGUUCAUUAAAUCCUACUUCAGUUCUUUCACAGAUGAUAUAAUCUCCCAACCUUUGCUUAAGGGUGAGAAAUCAGAUGAAGAUAAGGAUAAGGAGGGAGAGGCUUCUGAAGUAAAAGAAAACUCGGGCUAUUUGAGAGCAAAACAAUAUAUGGAAGAAGAGAACUAUGACAAAAUUAUCAGUGAAAGCACAAAAGAAAUUGAAGCAAAGGGAAAAUACAUGGCAGAAGCCUUGCUUCUGCGAGCUACUUUCUACUUACUUAUUGGCAAUGCAAAUGCUGCCAAACCAGACCUUGAUCAGGUCAUAAGCAUGGAAGAGGCAAAUGUGAAGCUGCGAGCUAAUGCUCUGAUCAAAAGGGGAAGUAUGUAUAUGCAGCAGCAGCAGCCUGUGCUGUCCACUCAAGACUUCAACAUGGCUGCUGAUAUUGAUCCUCAGAAUGCAGAUGUUUACCACCAUCGAGGACAGUUGAAAAUCCUGCUUGACCAAAUUGAAGAGGCUGUGGAAGACUUUGAUGAGUGUAUCCGUUUGCGACCAGAUUCUGCCUUGGCUCAAGCACAGAAGUGUUUUGCUCUGUAUCGCCAAGCUUAUACAGGAAAUAAUCCUUCGCCUGUGCAAGUAGCCAUGAAAGGCUUUGAAGAUGUCAUUAAAAAAUUUCCAAAGUGUGCUGAAGGCUAUGCUCUCUAUGCACAGGCACUAACUGAUCAACAGCAGUUUGGCAAGGCUGAUGAAAUGUAUGAUAAAUGUAUUGACCUUGAGCCAGACAAUGCCACUACAUAUGUUCAUAAAGGUUUACUUCAGCUUCAGUGGAAGCAAGAUUUAGACAAAGGCUUAGAACUCAUAAGCAAGGCCAUUGAAAUUGAUAACAAAUGUGAUUUUGCAUAUGAAACCAUGGGAACGAUUGAAGUGCAAAGAGGUAAUCUGGAUAAAGCCAUUGAAAUGUUCAACAAAGCUAUCAACCUGGCCAAAUCUGAAAUGGAGAUGGCCCACCUCUACUCACUCUGUGAUGCUGCCUAUGCCCAGACAGAAGUUGCAAAGAAGUAUGGAUUGAAACCACCAACACUGUAAAGAAACAAGGAGGAAAUGACCUUCUAAAGUGAAGUUGCCCACUUCAGCCAGCCCUAAAGACGCUGUUGCAGACCAUGUUGAAUGGUGGAACUUAGUUUCUUUUCCUUUUGUGGUGUUGUCAUUUGCUACAUCUGUAAAUGUUUAGGUGUUGUGGGAGUGGUUGUUCAAGGAAGUAUGCAGUGUUGCAUCUUCUUUCUUCUGCAGCAUAAACCUUAAAGCGUCUUAAGGGAAAAAAGUUGCAGGGGAACAAAAGAAAGGUAUUUUGGCCAUGCAAAUAAAAACUUCACACUG